Molecule: messenger RNA, 6423 nt
Organism: Frankliniella occidentalis (western flower thrips)
Lineage: Eukaryota; Metazoa; Arthropoda; Insecta; Thysanoptera; Thripidae
Exons: 6
Coding region: 532-5988 (1818 amino acids)
Source: RefSeq, a predicted model, not a curated record
UGAUACAAGUGUCUAAAUUAGGGUUUUAACGAUAACAGUGAAAAUUGGACAAUGUUUCGAAACUUUCAUACAUAGUCUGAUAAGAAAUCUAGAGCAAUUACAUCGCUGGGAGUUAAAUAUCAAUAGAACCAUAGAAUACACAUGAAUCAUGUAUUAUUUGCAGAAACACGGCCACGGCCUGUUGAGGACAGAUUUCUCAUUUUGAUAUAAAAAUUCCAUAAAUUGAACUAGAUUCAUUGCCACAAGCUUUGCAAACAAUCUGUUAUUGUUAUUAAUUAUUAAAUGAACGUAUCAUGUCAACAUUUAAAUUUGGAGCAUCAGGAAGUUGUCCUAUCUUGAGGACAAAAUUCGAUUUACAAUUUCAAAACGUCCACAGAGGUUAUGUUUCCGAGGAACUCAAGGCGGUUUCUUGAGUAAACUAUAUGUGCUUAACUUUGUUUUAACCCAGAAUACUACAUAAAUGAAGUAUUGUUCAGUCGCAUUCCCAUGUUUUUGCCUGUUAUCUUUCUUCGCUACCAAUAAUCCUCACUAAUGGCCAUGAAUGAGUCUGAAACUGAGGUACAUUUGGAGAACAUUCCUGUUGAGACUCACCACAACUUUGAUGAUCGGACCCCAGAAGUGGAGCACCCUGCUGUUAAUAAGAACAUAGAGAGCGUAGUUUUAACAAACACCUCUAAAAUUUCUGCUCUAACUGAGUUUGCAAAUGCAACUGUAGUAGGAGCUGAAAAAAAGGAUGUAUCUCCAAAAUCUGAUGAAAAAGAGACAUCUUCAAUGGAGCAAGUGCUUGUUCCUUCAACAAGCGAACCAGAAAUGGAAUUACAAAAUGAAGGUGAAGAUGAAGGAUUUAAAGGAUUUGAAUCAAUAGAUGAUAUAGAAAUUGAUGCUGAGCAAAUGCUUCAAAUUGUGAAUGUAAUUUCGCUCUGUGAACAUGAUGACAUUAUGAAUGCCAAUCAAAGUCAGCUCGAUGAGAUUAUCAAUGCUGAUCAGAGUCAGCUUGAGGAUAUCAUUGCAGAUCAGUGUCAGCUUCAUGAUAUUAUCAAAGAAGAGCCGUUUCAGCUUGAGGAUAAUAUGAAUGAAAAUCAGUGUAUGGAAAUGCAACAAGAUUUGCAGUGUGCUGACCUUUUAAGUGAUAUUUCAACAUUUGAUCAGCAGAAAAAUAAUGCUGCUGAAAAGCAGUCAACUGAUAAUACAUCUAAUUUGCACCAAAGUCACCGACUUGAAGGUUUAGAGUCAGUAUGUCACAAUGAACAUCAUGUCACUGAAGAACUGCAAUUAUUAUGUCAGCAAGGAGACAGUGUCACGGAAGAUCAAAGGCUUAUGGUAGCUGAAGCUAAUUUGCGGUAUGGCAUCCCAACAGUGGAGUAUGAAGUAGACCAUGAGGAGAGCCCUGUUGUAGAGCAACCAUACUUGUGCACGGAAUGCAGGCAACGUUUUUCUGAACAUGAUGAUCUGGAACAGCAUUUAUGGGAUCACAUAGCUGCAAUGACUGGGAAGCAUCCUCAUAAAUGUUCAAAGUGCCCAGGAAGAACAUUUUCAGAUAUGAAGCAACAUAAGCGGCAUCAUCAAAUGGGUCUUGAAUGUGAUAUUUGUGGAGAAGCAUUCCAUGAAGCCAUUAUUUUAGCACGUCAUAGAAUGGCAGCCCAUGCACGCUCUAAGGCCUACCCCUGCAAAAUGUGCAAAAUGACCUUUACUACGCGUGCGGAGCUUUCCCAACACAAAGAGCGCCACUCUAAAACCAAGGCAUUCUACUGCAAGAUGUGUAGUGAGUCAUUUCAAAGUGAGGUUGGUUUGAAUGUUCACAUGAAAACACACUCAGGAUCAUCAAAAAUUCGUAAUAUUGUCCGAGAGAAAGGCUCACCAAGUCAUACCUCUGCAACUAAGCCGCACUCUUGUGCACAUUGCAGACAGGACUUCAUUUCCCUUGAAAUAUUACAGAGUCAUGUAAAAUCAGAACACUCAUCAGCAUCAGGGAUUAAUCUAAUCUGUGAUGUUUGUCAAAAGAGUUUUUUGAAACUUGAGGAUCUUAAGAUGCACAAAACCACACAUUCUGAUCACAAACUGUAUAAGUGUGAGGAAUGUGAGGCGAGUUUUGCUCAAAAGCAAGUUUUGAAAGAACACACUCAAAAACACAGAGACGAACGUAAAUGUCAAUUUUGUGGUCAUAAUUCAUCGUCUUCCUCUAGGCUAGUCAAGCAUAUGAAAAAAAAUCACAGAGAUAAAAUCUUUGACUGUAAGCGUUGUACAAAAUGGUUUACUUCGAAAGAGGACCUUUUUGUACACACAGAGAAGGAGCAUAAAAAUCUGCAUAAGAAAGAGAAGUCAUAUUCAUCUGAUCUUUCCAAACAAGAAGGGAAAGACCGAAAAACAGUGCACACCAAAGAUGUUCUAGAAGAGGAAUCUUUAAGUGAAUCUCCUUGCACUACUGAGAUGUCACUAGAAGACCGUGAAGGUUCAUCAUCUCCAGACCACUCUGAUUCAGUAAGUUUAAAACAAGAGAAGUUACUUGAACCACCAACAAGAAAAGCACAUCCACCUAAUGAAUGCAGAGAAAAAAUGGGAGACUCCAAUGAAGUUCACUCACUGGAACCUUUAAAAAAGAAGCUAAAGGAAGACACUACAUUGUCAUCACUGGAGUCAUCAACUGAUACCAAUCAUUUAACCAAACACACACAUGAUGAUGUGAGAAAAUCUUCUGAGUCUCCUGAUGUAAGAUUAAUGGAAGAUCAAAAAUCUAAGUCCUCUGAUAGCUCAAAGGAGAGGCCCAAAGGAGACAAAAAGUCUGACUCAGAGUCAUCAAAGGAAAAGUCUCGUCAUAGCAAGCAAGAAUUAAAUGAGUCCUCCAAAGAAAAAUCCAGAGCUAGUAAAAAAACUGAAUCUGAUUCUUCUAGAGAUAGAUUAAAAGAUGAUGAAAAAUCUAGUGGUGGUAAAGAACAAUUUAAAGGAUUUAAAAUCCCUAAAAUAAGGAAGUCUAAAGAAGUUAACAAAACAUCCGAAUCAUCUGAUCAACCUGAAGAAAAGCCUGUGGAAGACAUGGGUCCUAUGUCAUAUGGAGACUUCAAAGACAAGUUCAGAGAUGAUAAAAAAUCAAAAUCAGAUGAACUUGCCCAGAAAGAGAAAAAAGCCUCAUUCCAGGAGUCUACCAAGCCCCCAUUGAACAAAAUACCAUUAUUAGCUACACCACCAAUUAAUAAGUUACCAUUGUUGCCAACACCUGUAUCAAAUAAAAUACCACUGUUGGCUACUCCUAAUAAUAUUUCAAGACCGGUUAAAAAGUCGAGAUGGGGUGAGCCUUUAAAAGAAGAUACUACAACAGUUUGGGCUGGGCCUUCAAGAGUGCAGUCUGCAGAAACAAACAGAUUUAAAACUAGUGAAUUGACAGACAGAUCAGCUGAAGACAAAAAAUCAUCUUGGCAUGAUUCUUCCAAAGACAGACAGCUUAAAAAAUCAAGAUGGGGGGAACCUCCAAAAGAUGAUGAGGUUAUUACGCCCUCUACCUCAGUAGAGAAAUCAAUGGAAGACAACAGACUGAAAACAAAUCCGUCCUUGACUGGUAAGUCAAAAGAGGAAAAUAAAUCAAAAGCUAAUUCACUGCCACCCGGGCAACCAGUUGAAGAUAACAGGUUUAGAUCAAAUCAGACACCAAUGCCUCUAGAAAGUAAUGCAUUAAAAUUGAAUGCUACUUCAUCUGGAAGAAUAUCAGAAGACAGCAGAUUUAAAUCAAAUUCAGCUUCUUUGGGGAGACACUCAGAUGACUAUAGAUCUAAGUCAAAUUCAACGGCAACCGGAAGACCUGUGGAAGAUUCUAGAUUUAAAUCAAAUCCAGCUCCCACAAUAAGGCCCACAGAAGACAGUAGAUUUAAGUCAAAUUCUGUGCCUUCUGGGAGACCAGUGGAGGAUUCUAGAUUUAAAUCAGAUUCGGCCCCCACAAUGAGGCCCACGGAAGACAGUAGAUUUAAGUCAAAUUCUGUGCCUUCUGGGAGACCAUUGGAGGAUUCUAGAUUUAAAUCAGAUCCGGCCCCCACAAUGAGGCCCACAGAAGAUGAUAGACUGAAAUCAAAUCCAGUGCCAACUGCGAGACUAAUGGAAGAUUCUAGAUUCAAUUCUAGUACAGUACCCACCAAACGACCCACAGAAGAUAAAAGAGUUAAACCAAAUCCAGUGCUGCCCGGGAGACCAAUAGAAGACACUAGAAUUAAGUCAAGUGUAGUACCCUCAGGAUGGCCACUGGAUGACAACAGACUUAAAUCAAAGCCAGCUUCAACAGAGAGACAUUUAGAAGAUAAAUUCAAAUCAAAUCCGGUAUCCACCAUGAGAAUUGAAGAUAAUUGCUUAAAAACAAGCUGGACAAGCACAACAGCAAUAGAAGGUAGCACAUUUAAAUCAACUGAGUACUUAGAGAAGCAGUACAAUGAUUUUGAACAAAUGAUAAAGCAAUCAAUGGAAAAAGUAGUUAUUGAUACAAAAUCAAUAUUCUUUAAUUCUUCAAAAGAUAAAUCAAGAGAAGAAAAACAGUCCAAAUGGGGUGAGACUGUAAGAGAUGGGGUCAGGGGAGAUUCUUCUUACAAAUCGCUAAUAGGUCCUGCAAGUAAAGAUUACAAGUCAGUUGAGGACGAAUCUUUACAAGAAGAUCAUGUAUCAAUAUAUUCUGGGUCUCCAAUGGACAUGUCCAUAGGAAAUGAUGAUUCAUCAAAUGAUAAUUCUGUUGAGGAAAUAAAAGAAGAUAGAGCAGAUAAUAAAGCAAGAGCUGAUAGUAAAGAUAGAGCAAUUAGAAAAGGUAGAGCAGAUAGUAAAGUAAAAGAAGAUAGUAAAGAGGAUCAAGACGAUGAAGGAUUGAUUUGGGGUGCAUCUUUUAUAAAAGAGAAUAAUUUUCAGUGGGGUAAAUCCUUUCUGGAGGAUCAAAAAUCAAUGCUGCUGGAAUCUCGAAACGAAAAGGCAGUAGAACCAAGUAAACCAUUAAAAACCGACGUCCCUCAAGGCAAGUCAAAAUCAGAUUUACCGUCAAAUAGGGGUAAAUCUUCCAAAGAAGAUAAGGCAGCAUGUUCUAAGUCAUUAAAAGAUAAGUCCUCUAAUCAAUUAAAAUCCCCUAAGACUUCUAUUGACAAUGCUCAAUCAUUGUAUCGUAAUUCUUCAAAAGAAAGCUCAAUUGAGGAUGCCCAACCAGUUUGGUUUGAUCCUGUGCAAGCGAGGCCAGUGGAAGAUACAUCAAUGUGGUAUAAUUCUGCUAAAGUUCAAGAGAUGCAAUCAAUGUGGUAUAAUGGUCCCCAAGGAAAGACAUCUGAAAGCAACAAACCAAUUUGGGCUAGCUCUUCAAGUGAGAGAACUGCCAUGGGAUAUGUAGCUCACUAUGAGACAGAAUGGGCUGAAUCUUCUACAAACAGCUCUAUUAAUCCAAUGUUUUAUGGGAAACAACAUUUCCAGGCGGAUAGCAAGUCCAAAGUGCCAGAACAGUCUGUUGGCAACAUAAAAGAAGCUCCUUACUUUAAUUCUGUUUUUCCCCCUGAAAGAAACUCAGAGAGAGAUCUUCUUGGUUCUUAUUCUUCAAUUUCAGACUCUGGAAGAAACUCGAAUAGAAAUCUUCAUGGUUCACAUUCUUUAGUUUCAGCCCCAGAAAGAAACUUACAGAAAGAAGUUCUUGGACCACAUUCUUCACAUUUAGCCCCUGAAAGAAACUUAGGUGUUCUUGGCAUGGGUUCUUCUCAGCCUGAAGAGGAAUCAGAAGAAAACAAGGGAUCUAAUCUAUCAGAACUUUUGGAAGAGUGGCUGAAAGGGAAUAAUAAACCAGAUGAACCUGUUAAGUCCCUAAAAACCGGAAAGCCUAAAGGCUUUGUGCUGCCCAGAGGAAUGUCCAAGAACAGUGAUGAAAUGAGGUGGGGUGAGUCUGCAAACUGUGAGCCACCUAUUGAAUCGAUUAAAGAGAGAGCAGUCGAGGAUAAGAAAUCUAAUUUGUCUGAUAUGUUAGAAGAAUGGUUGAAGGAGCAUAAGAAGUGAUGCAAGUACUACAUAUGAAUUUAUGUACUUUUUAGAUUUCUACAUGAGCUAGAGAUGGUAUUUUAUCUGCUGCAUUUCUUAUAAAAAUUAAUGUUUUUGGCUGAAUGUCAUGGGAGACCUCUCAAGCUGUAAAGAGUUUUUGUGAUAUCACUGUGAUAUCAUCUAUUUUUUAAGUUCUGCCAGGGAUACAAGAUUCUUCAGUCUUUUAUUUAGUGCAAUAAAUCCAUGUUUUCUUGACCACUUUUAAAAACUGACGGAGGGAAAUUUCUUGGGCAGUAGUCAAUGUUGUUGUAGGGAAUUUAUAUUGUUAUUACAAGUGUGUGUGUUUUUGCUCACCAUGUAAAGGGGAAGGACACUAAUCUUCAUCACGGUUUUGUGCCUUAAGUAAGAUGUUGUGUACUAAAGAAGAAUUAUUAAAAAAUAAUUUAUUUUGCA